Anisakis simplex (herring worm) is the source of this 981-nucleotide messenger RNA. The record is from the annotation of a GenBank genome assembly. NCBI's taxonomy places the organism in Eukaryota, Metazoa, Nematoda, Chromadorea, Rhabditida, Anisakidae.
AUGAGACCUCUAUCUUUGAAAGGGCAUGAUAGGGCAUUGACUCGUGUCCGCAUAAAUCGCGAUGGUGAUCUGCUGUUUUCGGCCGCUAAAGAUAAGUCACCGUCUGUAUGGUAUACAGAGAAUGGUGAACGCAUUGGAACUUAUGAUGGACAUAGCGGUGUUAUAUGGGAUAUAGAUGUUUCGUGGGAUACAACGCAUUUAUGUUCUGCAUCGGGUGAUGGUUCUGUUAAGUUGUGGGAUUGUGAGCGUGGUGAAGUACUGCAUUCUCUAACCACUCCAACUGUAGCGAGGUCAAUUGCAAUGUCUUAUAGUGGUAAUCUUCUUGCAUUCACUACAAUCAAAAUGACUCAAAAUAUGGCAUUAUUGUGCGUAUACGAUAUUCGUGAUGGCUCUCAAAUGACCGGUGAAUCACAGCCGACAUUGAAAAGUCAAUUGAAUAACCAAGCAAAUUCAUGUGUUUGGACGCAUCUUGAUGAUACGGUUUGUAUAGGAAAUGAAAAAGGUAAUUUGCAUCAUUAUGAAAUACGAGGAGGUGAGGUGUCGAACUUCAAUAAUAAUGCGCAUAAAUUUCAAAUCCAUGAUAUGCAAAUGAAUAGUGAUCAGAGCUUUUUGAUUACGGCAUCAAAAGAUAAAACAGCGAAACUUUUCGACGCAAAAACAUUGGACCUGUUGAAGACAUACAAAGCCGAACGACCUGUAAACUCAGCAGCGAUCUCUCCUACUCGAGAUCAUAUAGUGCUUGGUGGUGGUGAAGAGGCUAUGACUGUUACGCAAACAGCACUCUCAUCUGGUCAUUUCGAGGCGAAACUCUAUCAUAUGGUGUUUGAAGAGGAGUUCGCGAGAUUCAAAGGACAUUUCGGUCCAAUAAAUACACUUGCAUUCCAUCCAAGUGGCAACUGUGUUGUAUCUGGCGGAGAGGAUGGCUAUAUCAGAAUUCAGGAAUUCGAUUCCGAUUAUAUGAAAUUCGAUUAUGACUGCUGA